Molecule: messenger RNA, 1653 nt
Organism: Limanda limanda (common dab)
Lineage: Eukaryota; Metazoa; Chordata; Actinopteri; Pleuronectiformes; Pleuronectidae
Gene: cbr4
Product: carbonyl reductase 4
Exons: 6
Coding region: 93-818 (241 amino acids)
Biological process (GO): fatty acid biosynthetic process
Molecular function (GO): oxidoreductase activity, acting on the CH-OH group of donors, NAD or NADP as acceptor; quinone binding
Source: RefSeq, a predicted model, not a curated record
CUCCAUGAGCAGCAGCGUCUCCUCUGAGUCGUUUCUCUGUGGAGGAAAACGCUUAGUCUGACUGGAAACAUCAGUGGAAAAUCACGCAGGUCAUGGCGCCCGGCUCCAGACUGGCGGUGGUGUGUGGAGGCUCCGGGGGGAUCGGGAGAGCCGUGUCCCGCCUGCUGGCACAGAGGGGCUGCAGGGUGGCGGUGGUCUCCAGGAACCAAGACUCUGCCCGGGCCACUGUGGCUACUCUACACGGAGGUGACCAUGUGGCUCUUAGCUGUGACGUCUCCAAAGAGCAGGAGGUGCAGAAAACCUUUGACACGAUCCAGAAAACCUGUGGAAACAUCUGCUACCUUGUGAACGCAGCUGGAAUCAACAGGGACGCUCUCUUGCUGAGAACCAAGCCGGAGGACAUGCUGGCUCUGCUUCACACCAACUUGUUGGGCCCCAUGCUGACCUGCAGGGCGGCGCUAAAGAGCAUGCUGCACACACAGGGAGCUGCCAUCGUUAAUAUAGGCUCUGUAGUGGGCCUCAAAGGGAAUGCUGGUCAGUGUGUGUACAGUGCCAGUAAAGCUGGUCUGGAAGGCUUCACACGAUCUUUAGCUAAAGAAGUUGCUUCACGUAAUAUCAGGGUGAAUCUUCUGGCUCCAGGUUUCAUUCGCACCGCCAUGACCUCAGGGCUAACAGAGGAGGAUCGGGGGCGCUCCAUUCCGCUGGGGCGGUUUGGCGAGCCAGAGGAAGUAGCCCCGGCUGUUCUCUUCCUCUUGGAGAGCUCCUACAUAACAGGACAGGUGCUGGUGGUGGAUGGAGGGCUGCAGUUGACCAUGUAGGGAGCAAAGACUUAUCUCACCUUUCCAAAUAGCAGCAAUGAGGCAGCCACUCUUUUUGAAUGUGAUAUGACAUAUAAACUGAGGAAGUGGUUCAGGAAUAAGAAGAACCCCCAGUGGACCUGUGGAUCUGACUGGCAGAAGUGAACUUUCAAACUUCAUAACACGUCAUGGUGGAAGUUGAGUGUUGCUCUUACUCUGAAACUCAGCCACACAGCCUUAAGAGGUUGUAAAAGUUUUGAAAAGGCCGUUAUGAAACAUCUGCCAGAGGACCACUGUCCUGCUGUAGAGGCGCUGUGUCCACCCUGAGGGGGGCGUGGCCUCAUGUGUGUGACAGUCGACCAUCGUGACUAACGUCGCUGACUCCAGAUUGUCUGACCCGGUCCAGACCUCGGUUCCCAGAGGCCCUAAAUUUGAUCAGCAGAAUUAACGCUCUCGGUCUUUUUCCAUGACUGUCACGCUCCCCGCCACUGAGCGCCGCGCUCAUGUUUUGUUCCCCCCACCUCCCACAGGAAACCCCCCCACAGCCCCCCCGAGCCCACCUCUGGAGGGGCCGGUGGAGGGGCCAGGCGUGUGGGGCUGCAGCUGGAGGAAAUUAAGAGGUGGUGGUGUGGUAUUUUUAGCUCUGGGAACAUUGUGAGUGUCUGGUUACAGCUCUGGUCCUGGGGGGGGUGGAUGAGGUUGGAGGUGAUUGUCAUGCUCAGUGAUGAGGUUUGAAAUGUUGUUCUGCUUGUUACUUUCAUUGAAACCUGCUGUUACCUUAACUGUCAAAACCGCCUCUAAAUGAGCUUUUAUGAAGAUGCUCUCACCUGUAUCCUCAACAUUCAAUUUCCAAUAA